AUGAGUUUUUUACCGAAUUUUGAAUUUGGUAUUCUCUAUUUUGAUUUUCUUCUACAUAAAUCAAUUGAUGAUUGGAAAAGAUACUUCUCUAAUCAACCACCAACUCCAUAUUCUGAUGGGAAGAAUUUGUUCACUAAAACAUUUUCAACAGGAAGUUUCUUUAUUACAGAUUGUAAAUUCGGAGAUAUGAAAACAACAUGCAUCAAAGUAGAAUCUGAGGGAAUGGCAUAUUUAGGAGUCAGUGAAACAGAAUUUAAUCAAUGUUCUAGUUAUGAAGGUUCUCCCUGCACAUAUUUUGAAUCUGGAUCAUUUUUCCAAUAUCGAGUUAAGGGAAUAAACCGUACCAUCACACCUGGAGUAAGUAAUGGAAUUCAAACAGGAAUUAUAGCAAGAGAGAAUAGUCAAGACUUAAAUACCGUAGAAGAAACUUCAGCUUCAGGCCAUCAUAGUGAAACAGCAGGUUCGGUACUUUGUAAUUGGUAUGGAAAUAUUUCAUAUAUUUCAGUAAAUGUUAGCAAAUGCAAAUCAUUAUUUAAUGUUGGAUAUCUCAUUUUUAACGACGCAUCAGGUAUAUCCAGAACAAAAUUUUGCUACUUUACAUCGAACGAAGCAUCUGAAAUAUGUCAUUGGCAUUUGCACUCACAGCACUUUAUUAGUUGCAGUAAUUAUUUAAAUAGUUCUUACACUUCACCAAAUGCAACUGAUCCUGGAUUUUUCAAUCUUGGAUUUUCAAAUGCUUCCCUUUCGAUUUCAAAUUCUGUAAUAAAAGAUAACUCUGGUAAAGCUUUGUUAUAUUCAAACCCUGAUAACUGUAGUAUUAUUGUAGACAGAUGUCAUUUAGACAAUCCAAAAAUAGAAAAAGUAGCAUAUAGCCAGGGUAACAUACAAUUUAUGAAUAAGAAUUUCAUUUACAUAUUAAAUGUUCCAUAUAAGAAUUGUAUUUUCACAGAUAUCAAAUACAAAACUAUUUAUGUGAACAAAUUAUGUAGAUGUGAUUCAAAUUUCAUUUAUUACUUUGCAUUUUUAUCUAAAUAA
Trichomonas vaginalis G3 is the source of this 1035-nucleotide messenger RNA. RefSeq lists its product as uncharacterized. The transcript has a single exon. The record is from RefSeq and is a predicted model, not a curated record. Lineage: Eukaryota; Parabasalia; Trichomonadida; Trichomonadidae. Bases 1 to 1035 code for a protein of 344 amino acids.